UUAUUUAAAUGUGGCAUCCUUUGUUUUCACCGAUAGCGAUUGUCACCGAUAGUCUUGCAACUAUUUCCAAAAGAAAACUUUAACCAAAGGCGAAACGCGUAAUAUUUUAAGCAAAUAUUAAAAUGGCAAGUGCUCCUGCUACUAUAAGUUCUGCAAAGCCUGUGUUGCGAGGCCUACAUAAUGCUACAAUUAAGAAAAAUUUGAUCGUUGCCAUCGCGCUUACUACUGUUGUAACCGUUGCUUGGAAUUUCGCCAUCAACAAACCUAAAAAGGUUGCGUAUGCGGAGUUUUAUAAAACUUAUGACGCGCAGAAGUCCUUUGAACGUAUGAAGGCUAAUGGUCGUUUCCAAAGUUGUUAAAUCAAUAUUAUUAUACGAAACAUGCAAUAGCUACGAAUAAAGGGUUUAAUCUUUGAUUUCUAGUUAAAAUUAA
Molecule: messenger RNA, 432 nt
Organism: Ceratitis capitata (Mediterranean fruit fly)
Lineage: Eukaryota; Metazoa; Arthropoda; Insecta; Diptera; Tephritidae
Gene: cype
Product: cytochrome c oxidase subunit 6C-1
Exons: 3
Coding region: 123-359 (78 amino acids)
Source: RefSeq, a predicted model, not a curated record